Messenger RNA from Mycena citricolor, 2136 nucleotides. The record is from the annotation of a GenBank genome assembly. Lineage: Eukaryota; Fungi; Basidiomycota; Agaricomycetes; Agaricales; Mycenaceae.
GCCAUUUCGAAAGUGAUCGACGUUUUCGGAUCACGCACCAAUCACGCGACUUGCUCCAUUUUUUUUACCCGUUUAACUUUCUCCUUGUCCUGAAGAAAAGAACAGGAAUUUCCCCGCCCGUAUCAAAGCUAAACAGCUUCCAAGAGCGGAGAAAUUAGAGUUAAACAAUCCAAGGUGGCGGAGGAUUCCUGCACUAGAUGUCCGUGAGCCUAUCCUGCCCCGUUGCUAUCAACAAGAGCACAUACACAAUAUGUAUGUUGCCUCGAGGAGUCCCGUUCUUCUAUGUGACCCUAUUUCAAUCGACUUGUGACCCCGCCUGCCGAAAUUGAAAUUGACGGCGGGGGUGUCUUUCAUAUUUGCAUUCGUCCUUUGCUCCCACCCGCUCGAGAUUCUCCGCGUCCACACAUACAUUCGGCCCUGACAGAUCUGCCCGUGCACCAGCCGUGUCUAUCUCGGGCCCUUUAAAUCCACCGGAUGUCUCGAUCUUCUCAAGAUGGCACUUUUGCACGGACUCCUCCAACUGGACCACGGAAUAAGAAGGAAACAUGGACCAGACACCCUGCGGAACUUGACUUCCUUUGUCCGACAAGCAUAGAGGACACGGAGAUCAUCGACUAUCUUCGCGACCACGUCUUCAGCGUUCCACCUCGUGCACACUCGACGUCCCCAUCCGCUUACGAUGAGAGAGGAGAGAGUAGCGCGUUCUUUGGUGUCGUGUGUCAAAUCAACGGCCAGCGCGUGGAGGUCCAACUACCCGUCCAGUACCGUACCCCUGUCUUAUGGGUCGUCGAGUUUCUCUGGACAAUGAUUCGGUCGAGUCUGACCGCAGAAUCGCCUGAGGCGACGUGGCCCGCCGUCAGGUAUGAGAUUUGGCAUGUUGCACGGCUGUGCCAGAGUCUCUUGGAGCAAGCCCAUCGUGCGAGGGAUCUGACGAGUCGUUGGCGCUCUUUGUCUUUCGACCGAGCACUGCGGCGCUACUCGCUCGGCUACUUUCGUUCAGCUAACGAGGACAUGAAACAGUUUGAGCGCGUUUUUAGCGAACAAGACUACCACAAAGACGAUAUCUUGGCUUUUGAUUGGACCUCCAGGGAAUUCGAGAAGCGCAGCAAUAUCAGGCUGUCCGCUGAUCAGCUGUCAGGUGGAGUUUCAGCCGAGGAACUGCAGGCAAGGCUGCAAAUCGAUCCAGGACCCAGGGCAUUCCGCUGGGCAAGUCCAGGGAACUCAUAUCCUGCAAUGAAGGGCAGUCCUUCCUCUACCCCCAAGAUUUCGCGUCGCGGCUCCAGAUACGAGGAUGCAUCUGCAUCGCCAGCCGUUUCUAAUCGGACGCCACCGGCAAAUCUGGGUCUGAGCCCACUUGCGCCGCCAGUUCCAGCUGAGAUGGUGGCCCAACCCGUCAUGGAUCUGUCUCAUCAUUCUUUUAUGCCUCCGCCGAUCCAAAGACCGGUGACUACGAGACUGUGCUCUGCUUCUAAUGGAGAGCGGACGACCGACCCCCGCAAGCGUUUAUCUGGCUGCAUUUCACUGCCACCAACGGCCCCGUCAAGUCCUGUCGCCUCCACAUCUCGGCUUGCGGUCCAUUCUGGUGCGGCCCCGCCGAUCCCGCCCGAAUGUCCGCCCCAUUCCGCAUUUGUGUGUGCGCCGGAGCGGGCAGGCUUUGCUGUCCCUCGGACCCCAACACCUUCUCGCGGGGACUUUUGGAUUGAGCUCAUGGGUCCCCUGAGAGCAUCCGCCUCUGAAAUGAUCAAGGCUGAGGAUAUGGAUGACGAUCGGAUGGCUGUCGAUCCGCAGCCCGUGCUCGGCCACAUCGACCAACCACUCAUCACCCCGCGACAGACACCGGACCGCGUCCAUGCUGGGUCGUUCUACCCGUCUCCCUCUCCGGACCAUCCGCGCCAUCCGCAACGCUCGAUGCAGCGAGAGCCGGAAUUCGAUCUCCAGCUCACCCCAACCACGCCAUUUAUGGGUACCGACAUGGCCGCCUUCGUAAACAUCCUCGAAUCCAUGGGGAAGGAGAUGGCGGCGUUGCAAUCUCGGGUGGCUUUCUUGGAGCUGCAGGUAGCGGAACAACCUGCUUCCCCAACCCUUAAGAGUUUCCAUCAGUUGCGGCAUCUGCUCGACAAGAUGGAGGAAGACUGA